AUGUCUGCAGCUUCGCCUGAACCAUCUACCUCAAAAGCACGGCGCCGCUCCUCCUCGACCCUGCGCGUCGAUCUCCGCCUCCAUGCCCCAGAUCGGGUUCUCGAUGUUCUGUACAUCCAGCACGAGGCCAUUGGCCAGGGUGGCUUUGGCAUCACCUAUGGUGCACAACGCCGGGACAGCGCCGCCCUUGUUGCCAUCAAAGCCCUUCCAAAGACUCCACUCUCCGUUCGAGAAGUGCACUUGUGGCGAACCAUAUCAGGCAUAGACGGCAUUCUCCCGUUGCGAGCCGUGUAUGAAGACGACGAGUUUAUCUAUGUCGAGGCUGAGCGGUGUCAAGUUGAUUUACGACAGCUGGUUCGAGCCCCACCUCCCAUGUUUAUCAUUUGCCCCGGCCUUGGCAAACGGCUCACCUCCGGCCAUGCGCAUCUUUGCUCGUACAGCUUUUGGAACGGGAGAAAAGCAGUCAUCAUGUGCAACGGGCGCGCCUCCGGAAAACGGAGACCCGUCAUCGUAGUCGUCUCCGGGAUCGCGAGGCCGCCCACCUCUUGCACUGCCUCGCUCUUGCCCUUCAAGAUUUGCACCGCCGAGGUAUCUCCUGGGCCAUCACCUGUGGGGGCAGCAGGCUCAAUCAGCUCGAAUGGAGCGACCCUACUCUGCACCAACCACGAUCGCCAUUGCCUCACACCCGCCUAUCGACCCCUCAUGUGGAGCCUGGGUGUCUUGCUCCAUCGCUGCAUCCUGGGUCAAACGCCGUUUCCGGCUCGGGACCACUUUCACGAACAGCUGUAUGUUGUGCGGGAUUGGUCUUGGGAUCCUGCCCUGCCCUGCUACUCGAAGGUGGACGCCCGCGCACUUGACCUGCUGGGACGGCUACUCGAGAAAGACACGGCUCGCCGUAUUACAGCCGCAGAAGUUCUUUUGCACCCAUGGGUUGUUGACGGCCCCAUCAAUGCCAGUGAAGGCAUUUCCAUUCUUGAUUUGAUGCGCGACUUUAUCGAUGAACGCGCCGAGGCAUCGCCUAGCCCCACCCAUCAAACCCCGAUAAGCUCUCCCAGCCCUUUGUCCGAGGCAACCGAUGACGAGGUGGGCGUGACUCCCUUGCGCGACCACUUGACGCGUGCUAGCCUCCAGCCCAGUCGUCAUCGAACCUCCUCUGCGCAUCCGGCCAUCGGACGCCGCGGGCUGAAUCGACCCUCACCGCCCCCAGCCCUGCCCCGGCGCUCUGGUGGAUCUCUGGCCACAUCUGCCUCAUCAGCCUCGCCUCCUGGGGCCCGUGGCUCGCACUCUCGCUUUGAUGCGGGAGGUACCCGCGUGCGUAGUACCUCGCAUUCCCACGUCACUCAGGUUGACACCCACACCCAGGUUGUCAAUCGUCUUCGACACCGUCGAGCAUCUGCAGCCAAUGUCCACCGCCACGACAUCCUUGCUGAGGGGCGAACCCAUCAUAGGUCACCGCCACAUCGGGAGUCUGACCACAUUAGCUCUGUUCAGGCUGAUGGUCGCGAGGUUCCUCUGCGUCCCACUCGACGCGAACCGUACCUUCGUCAGCGCGUCCCCACCACCCCGAUACGCCCGUGACAACACCCACUACUUUGGCAAGACCGC
Monosiga brevicollis MX1 is the source of this 1605-nucleotide messenger RNA. RefSeq lists its product as uncharacterized. Bases 1 to 1578 code for a protein of 525 amino acids. Gene Ontology annotation, biological process: mitotic DNA damage checkpoint signaling; protein phosphorylation. The record is from RefSeq and is a predicted model, not a curated record. Gene Ontology annotation, molecular function: protein serine/threonine kinase activity; ATP binding. Gene Ontology annotation, cellular component: nucleus. NCBI's taxonomy places the organism in Eukaryota, Choanoflagellata, Craspedida, Salpingoecidae. The transcript is spliced from 3 exons.